GUGCGGUGGUUGUAUAGUAUCGGAGCUGCCGGUGUGUUGCCCGCUGCGCUGUGUGGAUUAACGGAGCAGGAGAGAGGAGACCGGAGAGGACCGAGGAUCACGGGGCUGCGCCGUUACGCGGUUUAUGACUGUGCGACUGACCGGGACACAGCUUUACCGGAACUAUACAUACAUAUCCAUAUAGAUCCUCUUUUAAUCUUUCCCUCUAUUUUUUUUUAAAUGUAUUUUCCAUUCUCUUCAUCCGCCGAGGAGACGCACUGAGUCGAGUUAACGGAGGGCGAGCGAGGUACGCACAGACUGGGAGAGAGAGACUGAAGUGAAAACCCCCCAAAAUCUUCUCAGAGACGGUUGAGCGGUGUCUCACACAGCAGUGGAGCGAGCACAGGGGAUUUUAUCAGUGUUUCAAAAACACCACAAGUCGGUCCCCCCCUUCUCUCCGGGAUCUGCAGACUUUUCCACCCUUUUUUCUUGGAUAUACUUGUUUUUCUUGUGGUGGAAUUUUUUCUUCUUCUUCUUCCUAUUUCACCUGCACCAGGGCAGCCAGGAGAGGAGGAGGGGGAGGAGGAGAGGGAGGGAAGAAGAAGCGAAAGAAGGAGAGAAAAGAGGCGAAGAGGCAAGGAGGGAAAUCAUUUCAAGUCCCGUCGGAUGGGAUUCUUGGAUGGAGGGAUGAAACCGGGGGGGAACCGCGGGGAGGGAGAGAGCCAGCGAGGAGGGACAAGAAGUGGAGGAUGGAGUCGUCGGGCGCUCUGAGAAUGCAAAGCGGACGCACCCUUCUGGAAGAGCGGAUUGAACUGUAGAAACAUCCGUGAGGAAUUUACACCCAGCAGAAGGAUAAUACACACAUUUACCUCAGCACACACACACGGGGCUUGUUGUGUUGUCUGGAUCGAAUCUGUGUGGAGUUACGUCUGCGCUUUAAUUAUGGGAUGUGGAAAGUUAAUUGCGCCCUGACAGCCGGUGAACCAAAGGACCCGCAUCCGGAGAGAGAGCUCCGCGGCUGCCAGCCGGUCACAGGGGAAGCCAGGCCCUACUGUACCACAAUGAGUGAGUGAGACCUGAGAGAAGAUUUUGGACCUGCACCCUCAUCCAUGAUGUUAUAGCGGUGGUAACAUGUGAUACCUGAAGCAGAGUGCUAACCGCUUUUACGUCUCUGAAGGUGCUGUGUCCAGGUGGGGUGGUAACCAUGGAGAGGCUGUUGCUGUGUGUGAUGCUGGCGGUUGCCAUGGCGGUGCGGGCCCAGGUCUGCCCGAAGCGCUGCGUGUGUCAGAUCCUGUCGCCCAACCUGGCAACCCUGUGUGCCAAGAAAGGCCUCCUGUUUGUACCGCCCAACGUUGAUAGGCACACGGUGGAACUCCGGCUGGCUGACAACUUUGUCACCAGUGUGAAGAGGAAAGACUUUGCCAACAUGACUAGACUGGUCGACCUCACAUUAUCCAGAAACACCAUCUCCUUCAUCACACCUCAUGCCUUUGCUGAUCUGGAAAACCUCAGAGCCCUACACCUCAACAGUAACCGCCUGACGAGGAUCGGCAACGACACGUUCAGCGGGAUGUCGAAGCUGCACCACCUGAUCCUGAACAACAACCAGCUGGUGCUGAUCCACCAGGGAGCGUUCAACGACCUGCUGGCGCUGGAGGAACUGGACCUGAGCUACAAUAAUCUGGACUCUAUUCCUUGGGAAGCCAUCCAGAGAAUGACGAGCCUCCACACGCUGAGUUUAGACCACAACAUGCUGGACUAUAUUCCUGAGGGAACCUUCUCGCUGCUACAGAAACUCAACCGGCUGGACGUCACCUCAAACAAACUGCAAAAGCUUCCACCGGACCCUCUUUUCCAACGAGCACAGGUCCUGGCCACGUCCGGGUUCAUGACGCCCACGUCCUUCGCGCUGUCCUUCGGCGGGAACCCUCUCCACUGCAACUGUGAGCUACUGUGGCUGAGGAGGUUGAACAGGGAGGACGACCUGGAGACGUGUGCCUCACCGCAGCAGCUCGCCGGUCGAUACUUCUGGUCCGUCCCCGAGGAGGAGUUCCUGUGUGAGCCCCCCCUCAUCACUAGAUUCUCCCAUGAGAUGAGGGUGCUCGAAGGGCAGCGAGUCGCACUAAGGUGUAAGGCAAGAGGCGAUCCGGAGCCAGCCAUCCACUGGAUCUCUCCAGAGGGCAAGCUGGUGUCCAACUCCUCCAGGACGUUGGUGUACUCCAACGGGACCCUGGACAUCGUCAUCAGUACUGUGAAAGACACCGGCUCCUUCACCUGCAUCUCCUCUAACCCCGCCGGUGAGGCUCACCAAACGGUCGACCUGGUCAUAAUCAAACUCCCUCAUAUCUCCAACAACACCAACAACAUCCAGGAACCUGACCCAGGAUCUUCGGACAUUUCCACGUCGAGCCGGGGCGGGGCCAACGGGAGCAACGUGACGGGCGACGUGAAGGGCGGGGUGGACAAGAGGGUGGUGACGGCCGAGGCCACGUCGUCGACAGCCUUGAUUAAGUUCAACUUCCAGAGGAAUAUUCCGGGCAUCAGGAUGUUCCAGAUACAGUACAAUGGAAGCCAGGACGACUCGCUGGUGUACAGAAUGAUCCCCCCAUCGAGCAAGAACUUCCUGGUCAACAACCUGGCAGCAGGGACCCAGUACGACCUCUGCGUGCUGGCCAUCUACGAUGACAUCAUCACCUCCCUGACCGCCACGCGAGUGGUCGGCUGUGUGCAGUUCAGCACUGAGACGGAGUACAUGAGGUGUCAUUUCAUGCAGUCGCAGUUCCUCGGCGGGACCAUGAUCAUCAUCAUCGGAGGGAUAAUAGUGGCCUCGGUGCUCAUUUUCAUCAUCAUCCUGAUGAUACGGUACAAGGUGUGUAACCCUGGCGAGGGUGGAAAAGGUGUUUCUAUGUCUAUGACCAACGUCCACUCACAGACCAACGGGCAGCAGUCGCAGGGAUGCACUGUGACUCCCAGCACCUCUAAACACGGCUCAAUCGGUUUAGACGACCUCUCUGGAGGCACAAAGAAAAGGAGCGGAGCAGCAGGAGAAGGAGUCGGAGGCAAAGAUACAGUGACUCAGUUGUCUGACUCCUCCCUGCCUGACUGCUCCACAGCCACGUCAGUUCUCAGCCAGCCUUGGGCGGCCAGAAGCCCGACUGCAGGAGUUGAGGAACGGGAGAAAGCAGGUGAAGAUCGAGCUCAAGCUAGCGCCUUGACGCCAACCGGCACCACUGGUUCUCUGCCCAAGCAAAAGCGGAAGCCCGCUCCGAGUAAGCCGGCUACGGUUUGCUCGAAUGCCUCGGCUGUCCCUGAAAAUCUUGCCUCCCCUCGACCUGCCUCCUCCUCCUCCUCCUCUUCCUCCACUGCUUGCUCUGUGCUCCUCCCUCCCUCCAUCGGUCUGGAGAACCUCAACACCAACCGCAACAACUCCACCUCUCUCAACCAAACCCCACCUCCCUUUGUCCCUUUCCCUUUCUCCAGCCCUCUCCCCGCGCCGAGCCCCGUCCCUUCAAUGAGAUUCAGAGAGACUCCCAUUCUGCGUCGGGCUCCGCGCGCCUCCUCCACCACCACCACAUCUUCCUCCUCCGCCAAGUACCAGACUCUCCCUGUAGAGGAGGGAGGGAGGAGCAGGGCAAGGAGGAGGAAUUCUCUCAGUGAAGGAGGCUCAAAGACUCACUCUAACCCUAACUCCCAUCAGGGAGGAGGAGCGCCCAAGUUAGGUCGCCUAGUGCGUAACAAAAGGAGCCAAUCAAUGAGCGGGAUGCUGCUCCUUAAAGAUGGGGAUGGAGACUCGGACAAAGGGCGGUGUGAUUCAGACUGGAUCUUAGAAAGCACAGUUUGAACGGGAACAAGAUGGAUCAUGAAAUAAACUUUGGUUUACCCAUAAUUGUUUUGUAUGAGUGUGUCUGACACUCUGUGUGUGUGUGUGUGGGCGUGUCUGUGUGUGUGUUCGUUUGGAUUUGUUAAUAGACGCGUGAGUGAAGUUAAGGCGUGUGUGUGUCAGACACGUUUUUGCCGUUUAGAGUGUGUGUUUUUGGUGUGUGUCCAUGUUAGUUACGGCUGGAUGAGUGUCUUCUGCGUCCAAACUGUUGGACAUUUUUCAACCUGUUUUUUUUAUUAUAAUUUUUCAUACUCCUCACGACUGUUUGUAUGCAUUUUACAGUUGUUGUUUUUUUCACUCUGAGACAGUUCGCUAACUGUUUCGCAGUCGGUCAUCCAGCGAGUGGAUCACUUGCCUUGUCUCGUAGCGUCCUCGAGUCGUCUCAUCGGUUCCACUUUAUAGCACAAAAAGAAAACAAGACAAUGGGCUCGUCACGUCUUACCCAGAUUCACACUCACCUUAUCUGAAAAUACCACGAAAAGGGAAUAUGACAGGAACGAAUAGAAAAAAAGCAACACAGGAUAAAUAACACAAUUCAAGAACUGAGCAGCGCACCUAUCUCAAUGUUCACACGGCCACAUGAAGUGUGCGACCACGCGGUGGCAAAGGAAUAGCAGUCGGUGCCUUCUUUUGCACUAACAGACCCUCUGACACAUGAUACAACCGGAUCUAUGACUCCACCCAGGCUCCACGAAGAAGGGAUCGAGGAAAGAGGGGGGACAAACGAAGGAAUAGAGUGAUUUCACACAUAGCCUUUCUUACCCACUGAGGAGUACGGACGUUUUAUUGACUUACGGUGGAAACAAACUGGGACAACAUGUAUCAGACGGACAAAGACUUUAACGGACCUGUUAUGAAAUUGAUAUUUUUUAAAGCGAAGAAUUACAAAAAAAGAACAAAAAAACCUUGCGAGCUUUUCACAGACUGUGGUUUACUACGCCCUGGGUCGGUCACGAGCUCCUGGAAAGCCUCUGUACAG
Molecule: messenger RNA, 4838 nt
Organism: Pleuronectes platessa (European plaice)
Lineage: Eukaryota; Metazoa; Chordata; Actinopteri; Pleuronectiformes; Pleuronectidae
Gene: lrfn5a
Product: leucine rich repeat and fibronectin type III domain containing 5a
Exons: 11
Coding region: 1184-3820 (878 amino acids)
Molecular function (GO): protein binding
Source: RefSeq, a predicted model, not a curated record